Trichoderma atroviride IMI 206040 is the source of this 4860-nucleotide messenger RNA. Lineage: Eukaryota; Fungi; Ascomycota; Sordariomycetes; Hypocreales; Hypocreaceae. The record is from RefSeq and is a predicted model, not a curated record.
GAGGCAAUGGCCAAGACGUCGUCCGCCUCAGGCGCGGCAGACAAGGACACUGUCAUUGAGGCCAUGCCCUACGGGACUCGCUCCCGCAACAGGACGGCCAACUCUCGUCCCAACUAUGCCGAGGACAAGGACAUUGAAAUGGACAUGUAUGAUUACUACCCUGACAAAAAAGACAGCGACGCCGCCAAGAAGCCCUCGCGGCAGACCAACGGCGUCAGCAACGGCGAGACGCCUCGCGGCAACGGCAGCUCUCGCAAAAAUGCUGCUGCCGCGGCGGACGACUCCAAGGCCACCCCCAGCCAGAAUGGCAGCCAGGAUGCGAAAUCCGGCGGAACGAUUCACGCAUCACAGGCGACGUCGGGAACUGGCACUUUGCAGCCUUCGCGGAAACGCAAGGCGGCAGCUAACCAAAACGGCGGCGCGGCAGCGGCAGCAUCAACCGCAACAUCGGCUGCAGCAACGCCGCCGGCGUCGACGACCGCGGCGUCAAAAAAGAACGCCUUGGCCGCGCAGGCCCAGCUCCAGGGCAUGACAUGGCCCGAAUCCAACAUGCUCACCUUUGAGACGUGCAAAGGCCUGCCGGACAAUGGUCGAAUGGUGGCCGACGAUGGCACGGUGCUCGAGGCGAAUGAUCACGUCUAUCUCGUGUGCGAGCCGCCGGGAGAGCCCUACUACCUGGGCCGCAUCAUGGAGUUCAUGCACACCAACAACGACGCCGCCCGGCCGGUGGACGCGGUGCGCAUCAAUUGGUUCUAUCGCCCCAAGGACAUUGGGCGCAAGGCCAGCGACACGCGAAUGGUCUUUGCCAGCAUGCACUCGGACAUCAGCCCCCUGACGGCCCUGCGCGGCAAGUGCCAGAUCAGGCACCGGCUGGAGAUCAAGAGCAUGAACGACUACCGUCGCACGCCGGACAGCUUCUGGUACGAGAAGCUGUACGACAGGUACAUCCAGAAGAACUACGAUCUGAUUCCCACCCGCCUCAUAGUCAACGUGCCCGAAAAGGUCAAGAAGGUGCUGGACGAGCGCUGGCAGUACGUGCUAGUCGAGCAGGGGCGUGGCAAGGAGCUGACUAGCGCCGUUAAGCUCUGCAAGAGAUGCAGCGGCUAUUGCGCAAGGUACCCACCGUUGCUCAAAAAACCUUCACGUGGGUUUGCUUGGUCCUGCGCUGCAUGCAGUCGUGCUCAGGAGCGCAAGUUGGAAGCUCGCCAUACACCAAAUACCAUCGACACCGUGGAUGCCGACGACGACGAGCUCCUGGACGAAGACGAAGAGGAUGCUCAAGGCAUCGAAACCGACAGGACAAGCCCCGCCGACGACGAUGCGCCUCAUCAGGGUACCUCGGAGCAGAUUUACCAGGCUAGUCUCUGGCCAUGGCGCUAUCUCGGCAUGCAUUGCAAGCCGGAGGACGCCCUGGACUACGAUGAUCGCAUUUACCCUCGUGCAGGCACCCGCAUCGGACCCAGAAACCAAGCCACUGUUGGCGCGUGGCCCGGACAGCCUGUUCAAUAUGUCAAGCCGCUGGAGUUCAAAAAGGGCGGCAAAAAAGAUCAGAAAUUAAUCAAGGAACAGCAGGAGGCCGAAAAGGCUCGCCGAGGACAGCGGCCGAAGUGGGUCCAAGAUCAGCCACCGGGAUACGUUGCUCGCGGCGAGGACUUGGACGAAAAUGACCCCAAUUGCACGGCCACAUUAUUAUGGAAGCCGCCAACCUCAGAUACCCCGUCUCUUGAUAAGAUCAAUGAUUAUGUUGCCGAAGCCAUGUCGACGGCCAAAACGCUGGACCUUCCUGUGCGCUCUACUAACCUUCGAGAUGCCGCCAUCGAGUCAUUAUUUCGCGAAGACUUUGAUGAGUCCAAGGCCCUCACUGUGCUCUCAGAGAAGCCUAGGAGUGAAUUCAAAGAGCCCAACUUGAGCCCGGCCGAGGUCAAGAAAUUCGAAGAGGGCGUUUCAAAGUUCGGCUCUGAGCUGCAUCUUGUCAUGAAACAUGUCAAAUCGAAGCCGCCGGGCGAGAUUGUCCGGCACUAUUACGUUUGGAAGAAGACUGAAAAGGGACAGCAAGUUUGGGGCAGCUUCCCCGGUCGAAAAGGAAAGAAGCAAGCUAGACGCGAGGACAUUGCGGCUUCAAAGCUUGCUGACGAUGUGGCUAAUGACGACGACGAUUCUGCAUUCGACGCAGAGAAGGCGGUUGAGAAGAAGCGAAGCUUUAUCUGCCAAUUUUGCAAUAGGACGCAGGAUCGUCAGUGGAGAAGAGCGCCGAACCCGCUUCCUGGGCUUGUCAAUGACCAGGGCCUCAAGGGCACCGGGAAAGAUAAAGCUGGGAACCAAUACGUUGUCGCCUUGUGCCGGCGCUGCGCCGAACUAUGGCGACGUUAUGCUAUUCGAUAUGAAGUUAUUGAAGAAGUGGCCAAGAAGGUUGCGCAGGCUGGUGGUCGUGCAUGGAAACGCAAGCAAGAUGAAGAACUUCUCAAAGAGCUCCAGCUUGCACAAGAAAUGGGAUAUAUGACGCCCGAACGAGCUCCGACUCCUUCCAAAGCCACCGCCUCUCAACCCGGCGAGACUCAGGAGCCUCCUAGAAAGAAGCUCAAGACUGCAGCCGAUAAAGAACUCGAAGCAACACCCUCAGAUGCCGGUAGCACUCCAAGCGCAGCUCCGACUAAGAAGAAGGAGAAGGCAGAGAAGGCAGAGAAGGCAGCUGCCGAGCCGCCUGCCGCCCCAGAAAUGCCAAAACCACGGACUCUGCCAUGUGCCAUCUGCGAUCAGAUGGAGCCGAUGGGAGACCAGCACCUCUCAUGUCGAGAGUGUCGCCUGACAGUGCACCGUAAUUGCUACGGCAUUAUUGACAACAAGGUCCAAGGCAAAUGGAUAUGUGACAUGUGUGCGAAUGAUAAGAGCCCACAAGUGUCGAUCCAAUACAAAUGUGUCUUGUGCCCUGUUGAGCAUACUGAACAUGAUUUCGUCGAGCUGCCGAAACUCACACAUCACAAGAAAAAGAUGUCUGAGAAGGACCGUGAGCGAGAAAAGAUAGAAGUUCAACAAGCCCGCAAGGCUGCUGAAUACUACCGCAAGAAGCAGGAAGAGAUGAAUCGCCCAGUCAACCCCCGCGAGCCGCUCAAGCGUACAGCCGAUAACAAUUGGGUGCAUGUCACCUGCGCCGUAUGGACACCCGAAGUCAAGUUUGGUAACGCCAAGGCAAUGGAACCAUCGGAGGGAGUCCCAUCUAUCUCGAGAGCAAAGUAUGACGAGAUCUGCCAAGCUUGCAACCAGAAAGGUGGGGCAUGUGUGCCCUGCCAUCAAUGCCGUGCAUCUUAUCACGUUGAAUGCGCUCGACAAAAGGGGCAUAUUCUCGGAUUCGACAUUGCUCCGGUCAAGAGCUCCCGGCGAGAUCAGUUUAACAUUGUCACAAUUAACGGCGAGAGUGGCAUCAUGUCGGCAGUACUUUGGUGUAAAGAGCAUGCUCCCACCAAGACGAUUGUUCAUCGAAUUCAUGAUGUUGUGAGCGACACAGGGCUGAAUGCCCUCCAGCUCUACGUCCAGAAUUUCAAGCAGGCAGACUUUACCUUGACUGGUACGGUUCGCAAGGCCAAUCAGAUGACAACAGCGGCGAAAGUAUCCGGAGCACCAGCUCAGGCAUGGAAUCGCAGAGCAUCUACUACGACAGCGCCUAAUGGUACCUGGGCUCCGCCGCGCAACGGCGAUGUGGCUGACCCAGGAUCCCAUCCCCAGCAUCCGGGCGAUAAAAUCUGCAUCACAUGCGGCAUAGACGUCGCCUUGAGAUGGUGGCCGAUUGAUAACUUUCAAGAGCGGAGACUUACCAACGGCCAUCACGGGGUCAUUGGAUCUGAAGCACAAAAGUUUGUUGAGCAGCGAAAGUUCCAAUGCCAGAAAUGUCACAAGCUACGAAAGACACCCCGUAGUCCGGGGCUGACUCUACGAACUGGACCUUCACCUCCGCCUUCCGAUCUUGCACGUCCUCAACCGAUGGAGGCUACUCUGAUGGCUCCGGUGCCUCCUAUGAGAGGCUCAACGCCGCCUCCUCCCCCUCCGCCGCCCAAUGUGGUCGAUUAUCGUGACGGACGCCAUAUGAGCCACCCCCUUUCUUGGCCGCAACCACCGCCAGGUUCGCAUGCAAUGCCAGCUGUGUCUACUCCUCCACCGAUGCCUACACCGCUUCACGCGCCAGCUCAAGUGGCAGGACACCGACCACCUCCGAUGGCACACCCAUAUCCGCCGGCACAACCACCGCCGCCGCCAGGCAGAACGACGGCCUAUCCUGAGUGGGCACCGCCGCAUCGUCCUAGCAGCCAGCAUAACUCACCUCCUCGUCACAUCAACGGUGGCCCCCCGCCUAUGUUGCACGGCGGCCCGCCCCCGCCUCAACCACCACCAGUCUCGAACCUUUCAGCUCUGAGACCGCCUGUCAUGGCUGGUCCGCCUCCAGCUGCACCGCUUCCUGGUGGUCAUCCGCAUGGACAUGGCUAUACCAACGGGCUCCCUCCUUCCCCACGACGCAUGAGUGGACCAACUGCUCCCGCUCCGUACGUCCCUCCUUAUCACAGCGGACAUCCAGGCCACGGAGGACCUAUCCACCCCCCGGCUCACCUUAUGAAUAACGGACCUCCGCCGCCGCCACCUCCGCCGCGGUCAGAUGUAUUCUCGCAUGGUCUUCAUCCUCAGAGAUCAUCAUAUCCGGCGCCCCCCUCACAUGCUAGCCCUCCGAUUUUGAGAAACGGUUUACCGCCGGCGCCGCCACCCCAGCCUCAUGAGUUGCCUCCGUCGUCGGGUCCUAUGGCUCCACGGCUCCCAGAAAACAGGCCGACUACAGCGGCGAGUACAAACCCUUCUCUUCGCAACUUGCUCUCUUAA